Molecule: messenger RNA, 510 nt
Organism: Peronospora farinosa
Lineage: Eukaryota; Oomycota; Peronosporomycetes; Peronosporales; Peronosporaceae
Source: the annotation of a GenBank genome assembly
AUGGUCUCUUGCUCCCCAACAAUGUCCACUACGCGUCUUGCAGAGUAUCCCAAGCAUCAGCAAUACGAAACAAUGGGAGGCGCAAAGUACAAACGUCGUCUCACUAUUAACCACGUGGAAGAGCAAACGUUGUCAAUGUCCUUGGACGACGUCCAUGCAACCAGUUACUUGACCGAUUUUGGCCACUCUGAUGCCGAGAUUGUCAAGGCUCAGCACCAUGAACAGCAGCGAAACAAGAGUCUGUCAAGCACUGCCGGUACAUUUGCAGUAUCCGGCAAUUGCGGCGUCCCAGACAGCUAUUCAACCAGUGUAUAUCGAGACUCUAUGUCCGAGGACGGUAAUCGCGUUCCAACAAAGAUGUUCCAUCCAACAACAACGAAUCAACGUACUACGGAUUAUGCCUUCAGUUGUGACGAAGAGACGACAUUAGCUGAGUCGUAUAAUGCCUCCAAUUCGUGUCGGCUCUCCGACGCUAUCUCAACAGCUAUGCGCAACUCAACUUCAAGUUAA